Ceratotherium simum simum (southern white rhinoceros) is the source of this 1223-nucleotide messenger RNA. NCBI's taxonomy places the organism in Eukaryota, Metazoa, Chordata, Mammalia, Perissodactyla, Rhinocerotidae. The record is from RefSeq and is a predicted model, not a curated record.
GGGGUGCGAUUGGACCCCGGGCUCCGGGGUUGGUCAGAAACAAUGCCAGGGCCUUCCACUGUGUUUUGGAUGACAUGCUAGGACAGCUUCAAACUCCCUCAGCAUCUUGGUCCCCAGCGCUGUCCUGUCCGCCACCAAGCUGGAAUCACUCUGGAGGAGGGAGCAUUGACCUUUCCUUCAUCAGACCAAAGAUGCCUCUCUUUGGGAAUACAUUCAGUCCAAAGAAGACACCCCCUCGGAAGUCUGCUUCUCUCUCCAACCUGCAUAAUCUGGAUCGGUCGACCCGGGAGGUGGAGCUGGGCCUUGACUAUGGAACCCCCACUAUGAACCUGGCGGGGCAAAGCCUGAAGUUUGAAAAUGGCCAGUGGAUAGCAGAGACUGGGAUUAGUGGAGGUGUGGACCGGAGGGAGGCUCAGCGCCUCCGGAGGCGGAACCAGCAGUUAGAGGAGGAGAACAAUCUCUUGCGGCUGAAAGUGGACAUCCUGCUGGACAUGCUCUCUGAGACCACUGCUGAAUCCCACUUAAUGGAGAAGGAAUUGGAUGAAUUGAAGAGUGUCAGCCGGAGGAGAAAAUGAAGACCCCAAAGACAUUAGUUAGAAGAAUAGGGAGAAACCCAUUGAUCAGAGAAGUAGGAUGUGGCUGAGGGUUUUCUUUAGCCACUAGUGGAUUAGGUCCUGGGAGAGAGUAUCAUAUAAUGGGGCUAAAAGGCACUGGCACCCUUGGGUUGGCAAUAGGAAGGUGACAACAUAAUGGAGGACACCAGGAUUCCAGGCCAGGGGGUAUGUAGGAAUGUACUCUGGCUGCACGGCACAGGGAGGCCAGUCUGUAAACCAGGUCUCAGGGAGGUCUGGGGUGAUGGUAAGACUUUGGGUGCUCUCCAGUCACUCAACAUACAAAUGCAUGUGUCCCAGCUUCCCCCUCAUUGGACAGACACUGUUGGGAGAAGCAGCUGGAGUUCAUCAUCUCGUUCCCUCACGUUGGUGUUUGGAGUGUGGCUCCAGUUCUAAAGAGCCCGGCAUGAGGGGGUCUCAGACAAGCAGCUCUCCUGGUUCUCUGCCCUCAGUCCACUCUCUCUGUCCUUUAAAGAAUACUCGUUCCCCAAAUCAUGACCUCGUCAGGCUUCAGCUUCUCAGCAGCAAGCACCAGCCUUCCACGGCAACACUGUAUUUUUGUGCUACUUUCCUGUUUACACUACUUUUUAAAAUUAAAUGUUGUUAAUCAUC